Molecule: messenger RNA, 2011 nt
Organism: Abrus precatorius (Indian licorice)
Lineage: Eukaryota; Viridiplantae; Streptophyta; Magnoliopsida; Fabales; Fabaceae
Product: putative tRNA (cytidine(32)/guanosine(34)-2'-O)-methyltransferase
Exons: 12
Coding region: 873-1823 (316 amino acids)
Biological process (GO): tRNA methylation; cytoplasmic translation
Cellular component (GO): cytoplasm
Molecular function (GO): tRNA methyltransferase activity
Source: RefSeq, a predicted model, not a curated record
AUUCCCAUCAACAAUUAACUUCACCCCAUAACCAUGAAUGGCCUUGCCGAAUCUCAGAGCCUUAAGACUCGAACAUGCAGACAAAGCGCUAACGAGGGUAGCUGCAUUGGGUUUCACGUUCAUCGACGAAAACGCGCGAAUGGCUUCUGCUUCGAAGCCGCACUUGGCGAGGCCCGAAACCAUUGAGGUCCACGAAACGACGUCGGGUGAAGAAAUGAAUCUGAACAAACGCGAAGCCGAAACGACGUCGUCGUGGAUGAGGUAAAAGUGGAGCAGCGAGUUCUGGAUGAAGAGAUCGAAGUAGUGACCGGAUUUGAUGAGGUGCGCGUGGAUUUCGAGGGCUUUGGAGCGCGCGUGGAGGGAAGAACAGGCCUUGAGAGCGUGGGUGAAGGUGAAGUGGUUGUGGGAAGAAGGGUGAGAGAGCAUUUGGUUGUAGAGAUGAAAGAAUGCAUUUCGUGAGCUUGUUAGAAGUGCUAGUAAUGGGUUCAACAAUUGGGGAUUAGGGUUUGUGAUGAGUUGUUGUUGAGCGCGAAUUGCUAUCUGAUUCAGAUUCUGAGGCUUCAUUUGCUCCAACCCAGCCAUGUCAAUACGGGUUAUAAAACCGGGUGUGAAAACGGGUUGACCCGGUUACUGUCACAAAAUUACCCAAUUCAGUUACAGAUAUUCCUAACCUAACAUAACGUUAGCUAGCUUCGUUCACCUCGGCCACAGUACGAGAUUGUGAACCCCGUCUUAUAAUUCGAUUUUGUAAUUCUGAAUUUGCUGUACUGGUAGUGAGUGAGUUGUGGCAACGGUGGUGGUUUGAUCGUUCAAUUCAGCACAAAAGGGAUUUUGAGUUUGGAAUUUGUGGCAGUGCAAGUAAGCGAUAAACGAUGGGCAAGGCUUCAAGGGAUAAGAGGGAUAUAUAUUACCGGAAAGCAAAAGAAGAAGGCUGGCGUGCUCGAAGUGCCUUUAAACUUCUUCAGAUAGACGAGGAAUUCAACAUUUUUGAAGGAGUGAAGCGUGUUGUUGAUUUAUGUGCUGCCCCAGGUAGCUGGAGUCAGGUUUUGAGUCGUAAAUUGUAUCUCCCAGCCAAGCUUGCACCUGAUGUGAAGGAUCAAAAUCUUCCUCUUAUUGUAGCCAUUGAUUUGCAGCCAAUGGCUCCAAUUGAAGGUGUCAUCCAGGUGCAGGGUGAUAUAACUAAUGCUCGGACUGCUGAAGUGGUCAUUGGACAUUUUGAUGGUUGCAAGGCUGACCUGGUUGUGUGUGAUGGUGCUCCUGAUGUUACUGGGCUUCAUGACAUGGAUGAGUUUGUACAAUCCCAACUCAUACUUGCAGGGUUGACAAUUGUUACUCAUGUACUUAAGGAAGGAGGGAAGUUUAUUGCAAAGAUAUUUAGAGGAAAGGAUACAAGCCUUUUAUACUGUCAGCUAAAAUUAUUUUUCCCCGUAGUGACUUUCGCAAAACCAAAAAGCAGUCGUAAUUCUAGCAUUGAGGCAUUUGCUGUUUGUGAAAACUAUUCCCCUCCUGAAGGAUUCAAUCCAGAAGAUCUUCAUCGCCUUCUUGAGAAGGUUGGAAGUCCCUCAGGGGUAGAUGACACAGAUUGUUGUAGUGGGUGGUUGGAAGGCCCUAAUAAGGUGUAUAUCCCAUUUCUAGCAUGUGGGGACCUUAGUGGGUAUGAUUCUGAUCGCUCAUAUCCACUACCUAAAGUUGCUGGGGGAACCUAUCAGAGCUUGGAUCCUGUUCAGCCCCCUAUUGCCCCACCUUACAAGAGAGCUCUGGAGUUAAAAAAAGCUUCCAAUCAAGGACUCCGAGAACUUGAAAUCCUCUCAUUGGAUUCUUGAACGUGCCAUGCACUGUUUAUUCAUAAUGUCGUUUGUAACUUUGUUUUUUCUUACGAUGAUAUGAUUUGUGUAGUGAUAAUUAUUAGCGUACGUGUGAACUUUAACGCUUUCUUUUCUCUUGGACCAUCAUUGCAUGCUGGCGAGUCUUUUGUUGUCACAAUUUUUGAAAUGAAUACAAAUUUAUUUAU